Molecule: messenger RNA, 673 nt
Organism: Colletotrichum scovillei
Lineage: Eukaryota; Fungi; Ascomycota; Sordariomycetes; Glomerellales; Glomerellaceae
Product: endoribonuclease L-PSP
Exons: 4
Coding region: 85-576 (163 amino acids)
Cellular component (GO): mitochondrion; cytosol
Molecular function (GO): deaminase activity
Source: RefSeq, a predicted model, not a curated record
UGCUACGUCUCUGCUUUGCUCCAAUUGCCCAAUUGCUCAUAACCCCGCGAUAGAUAGUCUCUCUCGUCCUUUUUCCUUUUCCAAAUGUCCUCGCUCCUCAGAUCCGUCACAAGACUCUCCUCCCGCGCCGUCGUCCGCUCAACACCACGCAUCAUUACAAGAUUCCAUAUUCAGCCCUUUAGCGUCAACACAGCAAAGAUGUCUGAGCAAUCCAUCGUCUUCACCAAGAACGCCCCGGCCGCUCUGGGCCCCUACUCCCAGGCCAUCAAGACCCCCACCGCCAUCUACUGCUCCGGCCAGAUCCCCCUCACCCCCGAGGGCACCUUCGUCGAGGGCUCCAUCGCCGACAAGACCAAGCAGUGCAUCUCCAACCUCAAGGCCGUCCUCGUCGAGGCCGGCUCCUCCAUCGAAAAGGUCGUCAAGGUCAACAUCUUCCUCGCUGACAUGGGCGAGUUUGCCGAGAUGAACGGCGAGUACGAGAAGUGGUUCACCCACAAGCCUGCCCGCAGCUGUGUCGCCGUCAAGACUCUGCCCAAGAACGUCGACGUUGAGAUUGAGUGCAUCGCCCUUCCUUGAAUGGCAAGAUGUGCCUUUCUGGGAGAGAGCUCGGUCUGUGAGGGAAGUGAGCAGUCUCUAUAGAUCACAAUGAAUACAAAAAACAAGUGAAACAUCC